Messenger RNA from Camelina sativa (false flax), 1267 nucleotides. RefSeq lists its product as uncharacterized. NCBI's taxonomy places the organism in Eukaryota, Viridiplantae, Streptophyta, Magnoliopsida, Brassicales, Brassicaceae. The record is from RefSeq and is a predicted model, not a curated record.
GAUAACAAAACUAGUAAGUAAUACUAAAACUAUCAAACGAGUCAGCGACACGAAGUGCUAAGUAAAUAUGACAAAACUUUUGGUCUUGUGUCUUGUUUUGAGUGCGUUAUUGAUGUUGGGCCAUUGCACUGAUUCGGAGAGUGAAGUCAUCGUCAAAGACGGCCACCGCGUUGUCGUGGUGGAGUACGACAGAGACGGCAAAACCAACACUAGAGUCUCGAUUCAACCGCCGGGAAAAGAAGAAGAGAAGAGAAGAGACAAAGGAGAAAUAGUGUUUGGGAAUGCGAAGAGGGAAACGUCGUCGUCUCAUUCAGAAGAGAAGGAGCGUGAACACCACGUGUCUGCAGGGGAACUCGUAUGCGAUGCUCUCGGUAAGUGUAAGCACAAGAUGGCGACUGUGUUGAGGAGAUUGAAGGACCUAACGCCUGGUGACGAACUAUUCGAUGAAACUCCCAAAGAGACCGUCGCAUGUGCGGCACGUGACGUGGAAAAGAAAGCUUGUGAAGUCGAGGAACCGGUGAAUGAAAGGGCCACAACGAAGGCUCAUAAGUCCCAAAACGUUUGGGAGGAGGCAAAGAUCGCGGUGAGGGGGAUAGGGACUAUGGUUGGCAAGGCGCUUGGGCUGUCGAAGAUUGGGAGCGUGGUAGGUCUAGUGGGGAUCGCGGCGGCGUACGGGAUGUGCGUGUGGGUGACGUUCGUGUCGGGCUACGUGUUGGGGUCGGUUCUUGGGAGGCAUCAAUUCGGUGUGGUGCAGAGCAAGAUGUAUCCCGUGUACUUCAAGGCAGUCUCUGUAGGAAUCCUGAUUGCGUUGUUAGGACACGUCAUCAGCCGGCGCCGGAAGGUUUUUACCGAUGCGGUGGAUAUGUGGCAAGCCGUUAACCUCUUGUCCUCGAUCUUGAUGGUCGAAGCUAAUGCCUCAUUUGUUGACCCACGAGUCACCAAGGCAAUGUUUGAGCGGAUAAAAGCUGAAAAGGAAGAUGGAAGAGGACUUGACACGUCAGAGUCAGAGUCAGAGUCAAGUGAAACAGCGGCUAAAACCAUCGGUAAGAAGAAUAGAGAGAAGAUGGACGAGGAUGGGGUGAAGAAUAGUUAAAUGUUUGUUUUACAUAAUAUCUCUCUCCAUGUUUUGAAUUAUCCCUUGGACCCUUGGUAAUUGGUAGAAUGAAAGGAGAGUGUAUCUGGAAGUUCCCAUCACUUCCUAGAUUCUUGUUUAUGGUGCAAUUGGAGCAACAAGUUCAAAACAUCUAGAUUCUUUGUUUUUGUUGUA